This is a messenger RNA of Symbiodinium natans, 816 nucleotides long. NCBI's taxonomy places the organism in Eukaryota, Dinophyceae, Suessiales, Symbiodiniaceae. The record is from the annotation of a GenBank genome assembly.
AUGGCGUCGACCUCCUGGGAGCGCACCUCGCACGCAACUUCCUCUGAGCCUGAGUCCGAGCCCUUGCCAAGGCUUCAGAGCCCUGACGAUGCACACAGUGAGGCCUCCGCGUCGUCCAACGCGCGGGAGGUGCUCAUCAUCCUGUCUUUUCGGACCUUGUUUAUCUACUACUUCACAGAGAUGCUGCAGAGGCACGAAGUGAGUCAUCAGCUGGAUGGGGAUGACAUGCAGCACGUUGCAGCUUCGGUUGACGCCGGCCAAGAGAUUGCCAUCUUCUGGAGGUUUGGCACCGCCGAGUUCCUGAGGUGGAUCCUGGCUGAGGGCGCCUAUCCCCUGCAGGUGGCGUUCAUCUGCAGCUCGAUGGAGGAGGCGGACCUGCGCGCCGCCAUGUGCAAGGUUAUCGAGCACCUGGGGUUCUCCGUUUCAGAGCACGAGGAUGGUCUUGAGGUGGAUCGGCGCAUGAUCUACGUGUUCGGCUGGAACUAUGUGGAGUUUCCGUUUGAGGCUCAGGCAGAUGCUGUUCGAGUUCGGCGAGUACUGGUGGGGCAGAUCCUGGCCAAGACCGGCUGCCACAGAGACUCCUCGCUUUUGGUCAUAGAACGUACAGGAGUAUACUUGGAAGACGAGUCGCACAACAUGCUGGUCAUUCCCCCCUUCAUCUCGGAUGUAUUCGACACGUGGGCAUGGGAGGCAGCACCAGAUCCUGAGCUGGAGAAUCUCCGACGGUACCUCGACCGGAUCAUGUACAAGGUCCAUUGCGAGGCGUCCAUCGGCAUGAGGGAGCAUCUUGAAAACGAACCUUAUGAAGGAGUGUAA